Messenger RNA from Lichtheimia ornata, 585 nucleotides. RefSeq lists its product as uncharacterized. The transcript is spliced from 4 exons. Gene Ontology annotation, molecular function: GTPase activity; GTP binding. Lineage: Eukaryota; Fungi; Mucoromycota; Mucoromycetes; Mucorales; Lichtheimiaceae. Bases 1 to 585 code for a protein of 194 amino acids. Gene Ontology annotation, biological process: small GTPase-mediated signal transduction. The record is from RefSeq and is a predicted model, not a curated record.
AUGCUCAAAGUCCUCCAACGAAAGCUCGUCGUCGUAGGCGAUGGUGCUUGUGGUAAGACCUCUUUAUUACUGUUCUUCAACAACCGCCAAUUCCAUACGGCACAUAUACCCACAGUCUUUGAGAACACUGUAAAGGAUUUCGAAGUAGAUGGUCAGCAUGUCGAGCUUGCGUUAUAUGAUACUGCAGGCCAAGAAGAUUAUGAUCGUUUACGACCCCUUGCUUACCCUGAUACACAUGUUGUUUUGAUUUGCUUUUCAGUUGAUAUACCCGAUUCGCUUGAUAACGUCAAAGAAAAGUGGGUGCCUGAGAUUCUUGAACACUGCCCUAAUGUACCUUAUUUAUUGGUCGCAUGCAAAAAAGACGCACGAGAUGAUCCAGAUGUGGUGAGCCGUUUGGCGAGCAUGUCCGAAACACCCAUUACCUAUGAGCAAGGCGAAGAAAUGUGUCGCAAGAUAAGUGCAACUGGAUACGUUGAGUGCUCUGCUAAAACGGGUGAGAAUGUCGAUGAUGUUUUUACCGAGGCUGUGCGUGCUACUGCCGAGAAUGAUGGCAAGAAGAAGAAGGAAAAGUGUCUCGUGAUGUAA